AUGAAUUCGAAUUCAUUCGUAUAUGAUACCGGUAACAAAGCUUUGCGCGAACAUAAUUUUGAUAUUUUUAUCGCUUUUCAACAUUUUAUCGUCGAUUUAUACAACCAGCUUUCUGAAGAAUACAAAGAACUUAGCUUGGAUACUUAUGGAGGACAAUGCAUUAGUGGCGAAGAAUUCAUUUCAAUGAAUAGUCUUCUGUUCACGUUCACAAGGCCUUCUGCUGGAAAUUGGUAUGCUGAUGCCAGUACACAUAGCGGUAGUUCGUUAAAACGUGUUGUUUUUCAAUUUAAACUCAAUUUGCAACUGCUCGAAGCCAGACUAUUUGCUUAUAUUGGUAACCAUAGUCAGCAUCCAGACGAAAUUGAAGUAUUCGUUCCGCGCGGCACGAUAUUUCGUAUCGAAGAAGUGACACAUGACGAAACAACGGAUAUAUGGUGUAUAAAACUGAAGUUAUCUUCGAAAGAAAAUGUGGAGCACGAAAUGAAACGAUUAGGUGAGACACGUAACCACAACAGUCUAGGACAAUGUUUGGUGAAUACAGCGAAACGAAAAUUUUUUUCAAUCGAUUACCAGUGA
Adineta ricciae is the source of this 576-nucleotide messenger RNA. The record is from the annotation of a GenBank genome assembly. NCBI's taxonomy places the organism in Eukaryota, Metazoa, Rotifera, Eurotatoria, Adinetida, Adinetidae.